GUUGUGUGAGAUCGUGUGUGUGUGUUCAUAUUUUCUACAUUUUUGUAAAUUAUUUUUUUAUACAAGUUUUUCUUUUUAAUUUUUUUUUAUUUAAUUUACACAAAAAAUAUACAACAUUUUGUAAAACAAAAACAAGAGAAAUCAAAUUAUCACUUAGUGCCUCAGAAAUUACUUUAAAAAAACGAAAUCUUAACGAAAAUUGUUAAUGAUUUAAAAAGAAAAACAAAGAAAGCAAAGAAAAAACACAGCCGAGAGUGAAAAAUUUAUUAGAAAAAUGUCGAAAAAUAAAUUUCAUACAUUACCAAAUGCAGCAGAUACAAAUAUCGUGGAAGUGAAAUCAAAGUUUGAUGCUGAAUUUCGACGAUUUGGUCUGAAACGUACCGAAGAACCACCAAGUUUUGAAAACUUUAGUGCUCUUGUCCGACAAUUGCACGGUCUCGUCAAUUUACAAUACCUAAUACGUUACAUUGAUCCACGCGAUCAUGAGCUACUGCCCAUCAACAACGAUGACAAUUUUGGACGUGCCCUCAAGACAGCCCAGCCCAUAUUGCGCAUUAUUGUACAGCGUGAGGAGGACAUCGAAUAUGGUCUGGCCAGACCACAGCGCAGUAAUUUCAAUAUAAUCAGUAUGUUGGGCCAAACGCCCGGUAAACCGAGAGCACCACCGAUAUCAAUGCCACAAGAUUUUCGUCAAGUUUCGGCUAUCAUUGAUGUGGACAUUGUGCCGGAAACACAUAGACGUGUGCGUUUGCUGAAACAUGGUAGUGAUAAACCGUUGGGUUUCUAUAUACGUGAUGGGACAUCGGUGCGUGUUACGCCCAGCGGUCUGGAAAAACAACCGGGUAUAUUUAUAUCACGUCUAGUGCCGGGUGGUUUGGCGGAGAGUACUGGUUUGUUGGCCGUAAAUGAUGAGGUUAUUGAAGUGAAUGGUAUUGAGGUGGCAGGAAAAACAUUAGAUCAGGUUACCGACAUGAUGGUGGCCAACAGCUCAAAUCUUAUUAUCACCUUCAAACCGGCCAAUCAACGUACCUUAACCUCUCCGCGUCGUGGUUCCUUUUCACGUACUAGUCAAUUGUCUAGUGGCUCGCAUCACACUAAUCACACCAACACAUCCGAUGAAUUGGAACAGGAUGAUCAAGACGAGAUUGUAGACUUAACCGGCGUAACAUUAGAUGAUAAUACCGGCAGCGGAGGCGGCGGCAGCAGUGCCAACGGUGAUGGUGUCUUACAUCUUUGAGUCACAACAUGUAAUUGUAAUGUUUACCCAUUAUUUUUUUAUUCUUUCUUUACAUAUUUUUCUUUCUCUAAUUUGAUUUGUUCAAAAUUAUUAUGUGGUUCCCCAAUUGUCUGUCUGUUUCAAAAGUUCUCGAAACAUUGAUUUUUUAGUUAGACUUUCAGUUUUCUCUUAAUAAGUUUGUUUAAUAAAAAAAAAGUAACACAUAUCUAUCGAUAUUUGAUUGCAGCAAAAGUGUUUUUUACUUUUGUGUUUGUAAAAUGCAUGAAAAAAUAAGAAAAUCAUUUAGUGUAGGAAAGGAAUUUGAAAGAAAAAUUAAGGGAAGUUUUUGAAUAGAAGGGAUUUUUUAUAGAUUUGAUGGAUUCUUGCUGUUAGAAUUAUUAUAAUGUAAAUAAUUUUUAAAAAUCCUCUAACUUGACUUUAUUCCAUACAUGUUUAAGCAAGAGAGACAAUGUUCAAAAUAUAAACAAAAACUUCCCUAAAUUUUUUCUUAAACAAACUCUUGUUCCUUUAAAGUCAAUUCAAAUUUCAUAAUUUUGUUUUCAUUAUUUAUUUUGUAAUUCUUCAGCCCAAAUUAACUAUUUAAUAACUGUCCUUAAAAACAAACAAACUUUUUACACAAUCGGUAUUUGUUGUAUUAGUAAUUUACAAGUAUUCUUUUAUUUUAACAAAAACAUUAUCAUUAUUAUUAUUAUUAUUUUAUCAUAUUAGUAGUUUUAAAAAUGCUUUAAAAAAUAUGUUAUUUACAAAUAAUUUUUGGUUACUUAAUUUUUUUCUCUACUAAGCCUGCCUAUUUCUGAACGUCCUUGUUUUUAAGAAAAAAAAUUCCCUCCAACAAAAAAUCAAACACAACAACAACACCUACACCUCUUUAUUGUAUUUUAUACUUUUAUUAAAUUUUUUUUGUUUUAUUUAACAUUCCAUUUUAACAUCAAUUAAUUAUAACAUAUUGAUAUAAAAACAAUUAUUACUUACACACACAAAAGAACACAUUUUUUUGUUUUAACACUUAAAGUAAUUUUAAGUUAUAAAACAUUUUCUAAGAAAAACUAAAAAAACAUAUUGUUUUAAAAACAAUUUAUGAAAAACAAAAAACACCUACAUACUUACAUACUUAAAAAAAGCCUUUUUAUAAACUCUUAUCUGAAUAUAAAAAUACAUAGUAGUUCCAAAACGUAAACGUAUAGGAAUUGAAAAUUAGCAAAGAGAUGUGUUAGAUACACUCUAAAAAAGAAAAUAAAAACACCACUAGCAAAAACAAAAGCCUUAAAGAUUUUUAAUAUUUAAGUAAUCAUGCAUAUUAAAAUCUAUAAAUCUAGUUACUAACUGCAAAACAAACACAUUCACUAUACUUAAAAUAUUGCACAAUUUUUAAUUUUAUUUAAAUUGAAUUUUCUUCAUAUGCUUGCUGACUUGAUGAGAACUUGACUUCCUCAUACAUUUAGCUUCAAUCGUCAUUAUUAGUAGCAACCUGCUUGAUUUGUGCCACUGAUGUUUUUAUGCAAGAAUUUAGGGCCACAGAAAUUUGAAACUUGUAGUCCUGCAACGUUUUGUCAAAUGUCAGCAGGACAAUAUCGUAGGUACUGAGUACUAAAAUGUAGCAGCAAAGGGAAACCUCUCAAGAAUGAUACUGGAGAUCUAGAAACAAGCUAGAGAUUAUAACACCAUCUCUAUUGCCAUAAGCAAUCUCCUACUAAGAAUCCGCAAAUUGUAGUAUCCGAUUGUGUCUCACAUAUCCAAAAUACAAAUAUGUCUUCAGAUUGCCCAACAGUCACAGAAAUACGUAAUGCAAUAAAUGUUUUAGCGUUAUAAAUCUUCAGGCUUGAAUAAUAUCUUUUCUGAAUUACUUUUAGCUUAUACCACCAGCAACGCUCACUUUGGUCAUCAUGUCAAAGUCUUAGAAUUCGUGUGGAGCUGUUAGUUGAGUGGAACUCAUCCCUGUAUCUCGUCUUAGAAUUCGUGUGGAGCAGUUAGUUUAGUGGAAGUCAUCCCUGUAUCUCGCUUUCCUAGAUUUUGAAAAAGCUUUUGAUACCUUGAACUACUCCGCAAUUUGGAACUCACUGGAGUGCAACCUCAUCAAAAAUCUUGGCGAAUCCUGUAUGAAAAACAACUGAGCAACAAAAUCGCUGUCUACCAUCGCCAUUGCUUUUCAAUUACGUCCUCGACUUAGUGAUGAAAAAUGCUAUAAAUCAAGCGAAAUCAGCAACUCGAUGACGUGAUUACUUUCUGCUACUUCGACAUCAUUAUUAGUAUUAUUUCAGCAGAUUUCAGAUUCAUUGCGAUUUGUUGCUAAAAUUUUUAUUUAGAAAUUUCUGUAUUUACAGAUUUUUUCGAUACAAGAAAUAGAAAAUCAUUUGAUUAACAAUAAAUUCGGUUACCACAACUAAAUAAAAUUAUGGAUAUAAUCGAAUCAUUCGAUUGGCAACAAAUCACAAUGAAUCUGUGCUAAAAUAAUGCUGUAGAUACAGAAAUUUCUAAAUAAAUAAUUAUGCUCCUCCAAUGUGAUCACCUUCGUUGAAAAAUGCCGACUUAAGUCUAUUGGAAGUACUUCCACGUAAUGAACAACAAAUCAUGUUGUCAAAACAGGUCACCCCGGCAUGUAUCAGAAGAUCAUCCUAGCAUCAAUAUUAUAAAGCUGGAGCCUCCCACAAGGAGAACAUACAAAGUCAUGUGCAGGAUCCAUUGGAUCGCAAUUCGUAUACUGCAGCUUUGAAACACAUUCAUAGAGACGCCAUCAAUACCGUAUACCGCAUGAAUGGCAAUACAGGAUACCGCAAAUGAGGUCGGGAUGGAGCAACGGCUCGAUAGUUACUGGUACCGCUUAGACCGUAUUAUCCCAAAUGAAUGGCUAGCAUGUGGUCAGGGUUCCCAUAAUAGCCCCUUCAUAUUCAUGGAAGCGAAAAAUUAUGAUGGAAUUAUCCAAACUAAGAUUACAAUGGAACGAGAUCUAACAUCGAGCGGAAGAUCGUAUUUAUUAACAUCCUGCGGACAUUUGACAAAAAGUGUAAGAAACUUAGAGUGUCACCAGAUAGUUCUGUUGCAAAUGGUAGCUCGAUCUGGAAAUUGCCAGCAGGGUUUAUUUGCAAUAGGGCUCAGACAGGCUGCGAGUUGUACAUUUCAGGGUCUCUGAUAAUACUGAUAUGUCGUACGAUUGUGACUAAAUAUAUGAGAAAGUCUUAAGGUCACUAAUAAAUUUAAAAAUUUUAAAAGUAUUCAAAAAUUGUUCAUAAAUCUGGUAAAUUUUUUUUAAAAAAUUCUAAUAAAAUAAAUAAAGUAGAUGCAAUUUUAUUAGCUUUGUUCGUUCUUGCUAUUUUUUUUUUUUACUAUUUUUACUUGGUUUGGAAAUUUUCAAUACAACAAGUAAACAAAAUAUUGGAAAAUAGUAAAACUAACAGUUAAAUGAACCGACUGUUGAACUCCAUUUUUCAAAUUCAUAAAAAAAUUCAAACAAAGAUUUCCAAUAAUAAUAAAAUUUAAAAUUGUGUAUUCAUAAACCCUAAAUAAAACGAAAAACUUAAACAAUAACAAUAAAUCAUAUUAAAUAUGUUUAAAAAACACUAAUUUCUAAUUAAAUAUCACAAAACAAAUAAUUUGUAAUAAGUCCGUCUCUUUUUUGUCUUAAUUAUGUUAAACUAUUUACAAGCAAUUAAUUAAUUAAUGAAUUAAUUUAUAAUUGUUUUAUAAACUACAUUCCUAAAACAAAUGUAAAUCAUUUGAUUAUUUUACUAUAUAUGUAUGUUUAAAAUGUGUUGUAUUUUCUUGUUUAUUUUAUUUCCACUUUAAAAAUAUACAUUUAUGUAUUUAUAUUUAUUGUUUUAUUUUAUAUAUGUAUGUUUUUUUCAUAUUUACAAUGCAUUCUUUGUAUUUGUAUUUUAGUUUAUUAUUAAUAAUAAUAAUUAAAAAUAGCAUUCCCAUAAACAAAAGAAAAUCUAUAGAUUUAUUUUCAAAACAUUUUCCAUAACCUUAGUAUCAAAUCAAUUUCAUUUCAUCUAAAACAUCAAAAUUACAUUUUAAAAUAAAAUAAAAGAGUAAAAUAAGCAUGUGUCUUAUAGUUCUAUAAGAAUAAAAAAACAAAAACAAAAUAAUGAAAUAAAACAAAUACAAACAAUUUAAAUAAAACUUUAAA
This is a messenger RNA of Calliphora vicina (urban bluebottle blowfly), 5360 nucleotides long. It is a transcript of the gene par-6, whose product is annotated as partitioning defective protein 6. The transcript is spliced from 3 exons. Gene Ontology annotation, molecular function: protein binding. NCBI's taxonomy places the organism in Eukaryota, Metazoa, Arthropoda, Insecta, Diptera, Calliphoridae. Bases 275 to 1237 code for a protein of 320 amino acids. The record is from RefSeq and is a predicted model, not a curated record. Gene Ontology annotation, biological process: centrosome cycle.